CCCCCUCUGCUCCCUCCCUCCCCGUGCUCCUGGCAGAGGGAUGCUGGCCCCCGGCAUGGGCGGCCUCGCUGGCAUCUCUGCCGAGUCAACAAGUCUGGGGCUGCCCUCUGCCCGGCGAUCUGCACGGAAUGGAGCGUCCUCCUGGGGAGCAGGGCUGGGAGUGCCCAGAGUGUAGGCUGGGGCUGCCAGGGCUGGGGAUGCAUGGGGUAGGGGGAGGCCAGACACCCCCAUGGACACACGUGGCCCCUACGCACUCCUGCUGCCUGUCCAUGGGCAGAGUGGCCCUUAUGCUGCCCCCUUCCACCCUGCUCGCAUCUGUAGCAUCUGGGGACUCCUAGGCUUCGCCACCCGCUGCCUGAUGUAGCAUCCUUCCCCGUCCUGCUUUCGGCUCUUCACGUUUGAAACGCGGUACACUCAUCUUGCCCGAGUUUGCUGAGCCUCUCCCCAAAUUGGACCACUGUGAUUUCAUUGCUCCCUCACAAUUCCCCCUCCAUCGUAUCAUUCAAUCCUACAGGUACCUAGCUCUGACUUUCACUCUGCUUCUCAGCUGCUCCCCAGCUCACCUCACUAGCUUUGUGUCCUUCCAAAGCGUGCCAGCCUCCCACAGCACCCCACACCUUAAUGACCCCUUGUGUCACUCAGCCACCACACUGGACCCCCUAUUUCCCCAGCCCACAUCUGCUCAGCACUCCCCAAUGUCCUAGCCUCUUGGAAACUCCCAGAGGCUUCCCGACACGCAACCUCAAAUUAGCCCCUAGCCACCCCCAGCGGUUCUCUGGCCAUCCCUCUUCAUCCUGCCCCUCACUGUACCCUGAAGGCCACCUCUGACCCCUCCUCCCAAGUGACUUAGGAAGCCAGCAUCUGGGACUUGGCCUCUCCCCUGUCCAAGCUCUUGGGCAGGGCAGGGCCCCUGACCUCAGCUCUCUGCUGUUCAUGACCCAGAGGCUACACUGAGCCUGUGCGCCCCCUCCUGCCCCAGGAAGAGGCCCCCAGCUGCCCAGCUGCCAUGCACAAGCAUUACAAAGUCCACUUUGCCAAGGAUGCCCAGAGCCCCAACGGGCACUACUUCUGGGACCCAGAGUUGGGGCACCAAAAAGGAUGCUGUCAUCAGUGGCGCCAGGACUCAGCAGCCCUCCGAGCCCACAGGCCCUGUCGACCUUCCCCCCAGUCAUACUGGCAGCUGGCCUACCACAGCCACCGAGUGGGUGGCAGUGGCUGGCGCCGGGGCGCCUCGCCCUCCGUCCUGCAGCGGCAGCGGCAGCCCCAGCCCCAGCCCCCACCUCCCAGCCCCCUUCGGCAGCGGCUCUGCCCCAUUCACGAAGCCCAGAAAGGGGUGCCUGCAACCUCCACUGUCCCCAGGGAACCAGCCGGUGCCCUUCAGGCGCCCCCCUUACCCACCACGGCACUGGCCAUGGCCAGCAGUGGCCCAGCCCUAUCCUCUGCGGCCAGCAUCUUCCUGGAGCCCAGCGAACCCACUGAUGCCCGGCCUCUGCCCGCCCCAGGAGCCUGUGGCUCCUUCACCACCUACAGCCCCGAUAUCCUGACAGAGGAUGACGUCUACUGCAGCUGCCUGGCCAAGACACUCUGCCAUGUGCCGGUCCCUGUGACUGUGGGUUUCUACGCCCCUUUCGGCUGCCGCCUGCACAUGAUGCUGGACAAGAUCACGGCGCUGAUGCAGCAGGAGGCGGCGCAGCGCGAGAGGGAGGAGCUGCAGCACGUGCAGUGGCGGCCGCGCGCCGUGAGCGGCUGGGGCGUCCCGCAGCUGCUGUGGUACCUGGUGUUCCUGCAGCCCAUCAUCACCGAGGUGCACCUGCGGCGCAGGAACGUGCAGUUUCUUUUCAUCCGCUUUAGCGCCUGGCAGUACGAGGGCACCGACAAGCUGUGGGCCGGCCUGGUGACCACGUUGUGCGAGGGCAUCCGCCACCACUACGGCGCGCUGCCCUUUAGCGUGUACUCGGUGCUGGGCAACAAGCCGGCCACCAGGCAGGACUGCUGCCAGAGCGAGUGGCACUGCCGGCGCCGCGUGUGCCUGGGGCUGCUGGCGCUGCUGGCGGCGCUGGGCCUGGGCGUGGGGCUGCUCUACCUGUCGCUGGGCGGCCACGCACUGGGCCACAGCAGCCCGAACGGCAGCCUGCUCAAGGCGUUCGGCGGCGCGGCCACCACACUGUCGGGCUCGGGGCUGCUCAUGGCCGUGUACUCGGUGGGCAAGCACCUGUUCGUAAGCCAGCGCAAGAAGAUCGAGCGGCUGGUGUCGCGCGAAAAGUUCGGCAGCCAGCUGGGCUUCAUGUGCGAGGUGAAGAAGGAGGUGGAGCUGCUCACUGACUUCCUGUGCUUCCUGGAGAUCUACCAGCGGUGCCGGCUGCGCGUGGUACUGGAGGUCACCGGGCUGGACACGUGCUAUCCGGAGCGUGUGGUGGGCCUGCUCAACGCCAUCAACACGCUGCUGUCCGACAGCCACGCGCCCUUCAUCUUCAUCCUGGUCGUGGACCCCAGCAUCCUGGCUGCGUGCCUGGAGAGCGCAGGCAACAUGAAGGGCACGGCCGACAACGGCUACCUCUUCCUCAACCGCACGGUCACGCUGCCCUUCUCUGUGCCCAUCAUGGGCCGCCGCACCAAGCUGCAGUUCCUGCAGGAUGCGGUGCAGAGCCGCGACGACCUGUUGUGCCGCGACAUCACGCGCAAGCUAUUGCUGCCGGGGGACGCCAGGGGCGAGAGCGCGCAGCUGCUGGCGGUGCAGACGCAGGCGGGGGCGGAGCGCGGGCAGGGCCGCAUCGACGCCGAGGCUGCGCAGCGCAUCCAGGAGGCGCUCUUUUGCCUUCACAACGAACACGACUGCCUCUACGAGUACGUGCCCGACAACGUGGUGUCCAUGCGGCGCAUCGUCAACACCGUGCCUAUCACCGUGCGCCUGCUGCAGCAGCAGCAGCAGCAGGGGGACUUCGGGGGCCCCACGCCGCGCCAGGCGGUGGCGUGGGUGGUGCUCGCCAACCAGUGGCCGUGCCGCCUGAGCUGGGCGCUGCAGUGCCUGGAGGACCGGCAGCAGACGGGGGGCGCGCCCGAGGGCCAUGCUCGCCUCUGGGACGUGUUCCGCGACAACAGCCGCGAGCUGCACACUAUGACCAAGGCGUUGCAGAACGUACUCGACCUGGACGGCGACCCUGAGCUCUUCGAGCGCUUCCUGGGCGCCGACUUCCCCUUCACCGUGGCCGAGGCACAGAGCCUGCUGCGCUGCACGGUCAACCUGGACCACUCAAUCCGCCGGCGCAUGGGUCUCAUCCGAGCCGUCAGCGCCCUCAAGCCGCCCAGCCCGCCCAAGUCCCCUGCCCGCGAUGCCCCCCACGCUGCCCACCGGACCAACAGCGCCUCCGGGGCGCCUCCGUCGGGCCGUGCCUCAGGGCAAGCCAGCGAAGGCCACCACGCUGCGGACUUGGCCCACAGGGGCAAGCUAUGGCCGGUGGCCUGCUCGCUCUUCCAUCCAGGGCAGUCCAGCCCAGGUGGGCCUUGAAUAGAGGACUUGGCGGGCAGCAGGAGGCAAGGGUUCCUCUGUCUGCCCAGAUGGGGGAAUAGGGGGCUGGACUGGACCCAGGGUCCCAAUGAGCCCUGUGAGGGCCACACCCCCGGGUGAAUCGGAGCCAGAGCCGUGGACAUAGCCUCCAGGAGCGGGGCAGCGAGCCGGUGGCAGCAUGAGAGCAGGCACAGAAGGACCAAUGAGAAACUCAGGAUAUACGUGCAAUAAAUGGGGGUGUUGAGAGCCCCGAGUUGCUCUCUGCAUCCUGAUCCGACCAGGGACCAGGCCUGCCCCGUCCUGCCACAGGGCCUGCCCCAUCCUGUCAAGCCCACUUCCUCCUCUGUGCCAUGCUGGCCUCCUCAUCUGGCAUCUCUGUGGCAGGAAAGGCUGCGGGGGCGGUGGGCGAGGCUGCAGAGCUGGGAGAUGACAGGUGGAUGGGCGGGGUUGACUCAGGCACCAUGGAGCGCCCAGGCUUCAGGGAAUCCCAGUCCUCGUCCCCAUGCCCUAGUCUGCCCCUCUGUGAGUAGGGCAGGAGCUGGCAUUUCCGAGGGUGACCUCGGUGACCUCAGCAGGCUGCUCCACCCCUAGGGUGGCUCCAUUCUCAACGUAAUGGGUUAAUUAGACCUCGCUGGCAUCUCAGCCAGUUGGGGUGGGUGGCACUAACCUCCCCCAGACAAAUAACUGUCCACAGGGUACCUGACUUAUGAGUCGCUCCAGGGCCACCCAAGGACCACUGGUUAGUCACUGACACUGAAGCCACUGCAUCAGCCCUUUGAUGAGGACAGGGAAGUUGGGCAGAGAUGGGGACAUACAGGACCCAAGCCACAGCCAGCCAGGAGGGGUUACACUAGGGCUGCCCACCUUUCCUCUGGACAGAGCCCUGGGCUGGGGUGGGUGUCAGUCCUCUGGGCAGUUCCUGAUUCCUCAUUGGUCAAAUGUUCAGCCACACGCUCAGGCCCUGGGGUGCCUGACCCAGUUCCAAGUGUGUGCCGGCAGGGGCUGCAAGGGCCAACACUGAACACACCCUGGGAUGAGGCUGAGGGUGUGGCUUCUCAGCCGGGGCCCUGAUGCUGGCAGAGGGGACAGUCCCUGAGGAACCUGAGAGCUCCGCAAAGGCACCCACCCUCAGACCAUGGGACUGGGGUCACUGACCCCACAGUUCUUUAGCUCCAAGGCUGAGCAUGGCAUCCAGGUCUGGCUGCAGCACCAGAAUCCUCUGGCCACAGCAAUUGUCACAGGUGCAUGCAGGUCAGUGAUAGCCCUCCAGGAUCGUCCCUGGAGUUGAGCAAGCAGAGGUGCUGUUUCCCAUUCUUGGACUGGCUAAGCUGGUAGAUACACCUGGACCUCCUGGGAGCUGCUUCCUAGCAGUCAGGGAGAGUUGGCCUCAGAGGGAGAGGCAUGGGGCUUGUGACACCGUUAAGUCUGUUUCUGUAGAUGUGUGGUUGGGGUCAGUAUAUCCCUUUAGCCUCCCCUAAGCCAGUUUCAGUUGGUUUUGUUUCUUACCACCUGGAAUCCAGGCUGAAAAUAAAUUUUCACUCCUGUUACCAGGAGUGGGGUGCUGUGAGAGAUGCUAACAUGUAGACUUGGCUGGAGGUGGGGGCAGGACUGAAGCCCCCCCAUGCCUCAGUAAGAAGUCGCAUCAGUCUGGCCAACGGUGAAACCCCAUCUCUAAUAAAAAUACAAAAAAAUUAGCUGGGCAUGGUGAUGCACACCUGUAAUCCCAGCUACUCAGGAGGCUGAGGUGGAUCGCUUGAACCCGGGAGGCGGUGGCUGGAGUGAGCCGAGAUGAUGCCACUGCACUCCAGCCUAGGUGGCAGAGUGAGACUCCGACAAAAAAAAAAAAAAAAAAAAGCUGUAGCCUCUGUUACGUGGGUACCAAGCUGUGGACAAACUGUUGGCCACUGUAUAUUCAUGUGGAGCUGCUCUGAGAACUUGCACCUGUGUAAAGCCACGGGACUGGUUGUCACCAACAAAACGGGAGCACGGCUGAUGUGUGCGCCUUUCCCAGCAAUGAGUUAGGGAGCAGGUUUCCCUUCUCCACUCCCUUCCCCAUCUGCCCACUUGAUCUGAGACCCAUGAGGCCCUGGGGAGCAAGAGCUCUAAGAGCUUCAAAGGGGCCUGGAUCCAGGAAUAACUUGGUGAAGAGCUGCCUGCCACUCUGAACAGCCACGUGUAACGAUAAGCAUCUCCUGUGUUAGGA
Molecule: messenger RNA, 5708 nt
Organism: Rhinopithecus roxellana (golden snub-nosed monkey)
Lineage: Eukaryota; Metazoa; Chordata; Mammalia; Primates; Cercopithecidae
Gene: NKPD1
Product: NTPase KAP family P-loop domain containing 1
Exons: 5
Coding region: 1007-3505 (832 amino acids)
Source: RefSeq, a predicted model, not a curated record